Molecule: messenger RNA, 339 nt
Organism: Linum tenue
Lineage: Eukaryota; Viridiplantae; Streptophyta; Magnoliopsida; Malpighiales; Linaceae
Source: the annotation of a GenBank genome assembly
AUGAAAACCGAAUGUGGUUAUAAGGAUAAGACGCUGUUAGAUGCCGACGUGGUGAUACUGGCAACGUGUUUCGUCUGCGAGAAGAAGCUGCAUAACAUAUUCCGAUCGAAACGUUUCGAAGAAAUAAUCGUGGGGAGUCCGGACAGCGUCUUUCCGAUCUACAGAGGGGAGUACUCGGAGAGCAUCACGAACCUGUUCACCUCGGAGAUGAGGAGCCGGUGGCUGGCGGAGCUUCUCGACGGGAAGUUUAAGCUGCCGGCGGUCAAGGAGAUGGAAAGUGAGGUGGCAGAGUGUGAUGCGUUGGUAAUUAUAAUAUUUUUUUCUGUUUUAUUUAUUUAA